AUGCCCCCCCGGCUUCUACAGGUCUCCCGCCCACCCCUGCUUACACUCGCACUCGCACCUGCCCUGCUGGCCCAAACCCUGCAGACACUUGCACUGGCACACAAGAUAGCACGUGUACGAGUCACUCCUUCCGUGGCGGACUGCCAAUGCCAUUUAAAUGCUGCGUGCUUGCUUAAACCAAUCUCUCCUCAUGCACCACUUGCAAUGUUUUCCCCUCCUGCCUACUGCCCUGCUUCCACUCUUACCUCCCCUCCUCCAUGCCUUCCCCCCUCCCUGCCCCCCAUCCUUCCGUCCACCCUUUGCCCCAUUCUCCUCCCCUCCUCUCCUUUCCGCCUCCUACCCUCAUCCCCUCAUUCCCUUGUUCCCUUCCCCCCUCUCCCCGCCUCACUCCACAUCCCCCCACGUGUCCCUGUGCAUGUGAGCAGUGCGGAGGGCGCGGGUGCAUAUGCAUACCUCUCCCACCUCUCUCUCAUGACGCACUCUCAUCUCAUACCUCUCCCUCGUGCCACCACUGUGUUCUUCCCCUUCCCCCCCUCCCAUCGCGGUUCAGCAUGCAGUGUGAGCGAUUCCACCAUCACAUACACGCCAUGCCAGCUCGCCUCCAAGAAGCGCAUCAUGAAGUGGCAGUGGAUCCAGCCUCAGAUCUGUGACCCCUCCAACAUCACUCCAGCCCUUGACUGCGAGCCGUGCCCUGAUGGCCAGCAGGCAGAGCCCGACCCGCACUCAGGGGAGAUCCACUGCACGCUCUGCCCUCCCAGCACAGCACGGCAGGCGAGCUAUGAGGGGGGGGCUGGCAGUGCCAGCAGCAUACUGGAGGGGCGGUGUGAGGCGUGCAGCGCAGGGCAGGUGGCGAUGAAGGCCCUGUCGCUGAGGCACUUCACCAUGCAGCCCAACGGCGCCCUGCCCCCCAACUUCACCACUGGUUGCCAUGGUGACUGUGGCACCUUCGGCUGGAGGGCCUUUCAGGACCACCUUGACUCGGGCAGUGGCCACGGCCCCACCGCCUCUAUAUGGCUGGCGUUGGAGGUGCACAUGGCAGUACGCGGGUACAUGACCUUCAACUACUCCGUUGACAUCCUCCCUGGGGACCCCGGCCGCGCCUUCUUCUUCUUUAUCGACCAUGACCUCAUGGACUAUGUGGAGGUGACGUCAUGGACUAUGUGGAGAGGUGUGAAGGUGCAUGCAUUGCACACAUUGCCAUGCAUGCAUUGCUGCACGGUGUUGGGAGCAAGCAAGGCGUGCCUAUGGUCCCCCUCAUACUCCUCCCACCUUCCCACUGCCCCUUCCCUCUGGCAGCAACAACGCGUGGAGUGGGAGGAGGGCGGGGAGGGGAGCGGGCAUCCGGGGUCAGGGGAGGAGGAGACGCGCAUGAGUGGCAUGUGGGAGCUGGAUGUGGGGCGCCACUCGGUGAUGUGGGUGUGGCAGAAACUGGAUGACUCGGGCGCUGCUACCAGGACCACGCGCGACUCUGCUGUCAUCUAUGACAUCUAUAUAGAGGGAGUGGCGGAGGGCGGUGCAGCGCGGUGUGAGGAGGUACCGCAGGGGACAGCGCUAGCAGAGGGGGGCGACUCGUACGUACCGUGUCCCCCCGGCACGUCCAGUGAGGGCGGUGCGUCCUCCUGCCUGCCGUGCCCGCCCAACACCUUCAACAACCAGCCCCAGGGGGCGCAGUGGGCGUGCAUGCCGUGUGGAGCGGGCACAUCCUCCCUGGCGGGCAGCACGGAGUGCUUCAUCGGAGACGCCACUCGCCCCGCCUCCUUCUGCACCUUCUCCCUCCCCACCGACUCCAUCCCUCGUAACCCAUUCCUCGGCCACGACGGCGCAGAGGAGCAGGCGGGGCAGGAGGGGAAACGUGUGGAGGUGGGGGAAGGGGGGACGGACGGGGGGGAGGGGGAGAGCGGGUUGGAAGGGGAAGCAGGGAAGGGGGGGGCAUUGCCCCCUGGUGGCACGGUGGCUGCUGUGGCAGGCAAUGGGACGGCGGCAGCGGUGGUGUUUGACCUCUCCCCCCUGUCCCGCAUGCACCCCGGCCGCAUGUUUGGUCCCGUGCUCGAUGCUGCUGCUGCUCAUGACACUGAUGGUGCUGCUGCUGGGGGGGAAGAUGUUGCAGAGGGAGGGGCGGUAGGGGGCCGUGGGCAGGGAGGGAGGGGGAGCAUCAGGGCAAGGGGAGCAGCGGAGUAUUUCGUGAGUGUGUGCGAUAGGGACAGCGGCAACGACACAUGCUAUGAUUACUCGGGGCGGUCCCUUAACACCUACGCGUGCAAGGUGCAGUGCCGUGCUCCUGGGCAGCGUGGUGGCGGUGUGGAUCCACGGGAGGCCAGAAGCGGAGCACGGCCGGGGCACAGUCUAGGCAGCGCGGUGGCGGUGUACCCGCUGGCAGCCGUGCAUGCGGGGCUGUACCGGCGGGGCCUGGUGAUGGCGCUCACAGGGGACGAGUGCCCUCAGACCAACAUGCCGCGAGAGACCAACCUCACCUUCAUCUGUGACCCCGCUGCUGGCCACGGGCAGCCAGAGGCAUGGACGGAGGAUGGGCAGGCAGCAGCGCUGAACCCGGUGCUGGAGUACCCGCAGUACAGCCAACGGGGGGGAGCGGUGCAGCGCAUAGAGCACAGCGACUGCUCCUUCAGCCUCGUGUGGUACUCGCUGUUUGCGUGCCCGCUGUGCUCCCAUGAGGACUAUGAGCGCGUGGAGACGGCUGAGUGCAUGGACGAGACAAGGGCCACCUUCAAGUGGAAAUCGCCUCGGGUGUGCCAGCUGAACCCGUUCAACCCGCUACCCCCAGACGAGCCCUGUGAGCCGUGCAAGCCAGACGACAUCAUCCGCACCCAGGGGGGCUGCGCUGACGCCAACGGCAACCACAACGUCACGUACUCGUGGCGCCAGCCGCACCACUGCAGCCCCACCCUCCCCGGCGCUGCCUCCCUGCCGGCACCGGAGCUGGUGGGGCCGUGUGAGCAGCGGUGGGUGUACGUGCCUUCGGAUGCGCUGUCUCCCAUGUGGAUUGCGCUGUUUGUGGGCCUGGCCAUGCUCAUUGUGAGCUUUGGAUAUCUCUCGCUUGUCACGUGGCUCCGCAGCCGUCGAUUGCGGCAGAUGUAUCAACGGCUGGUGGAGGCCGAGGUGCAGAUGGAGGGGGAUAUGGGUGAUUUGCAUGCGGAUGGGGAUGGGGAUGGGGAUGGGGGUGCCGAGGACAUUCGACUCACUAGUGACGACUCAUAG
This is a messenger RNA of Closterium sp. Naga37s-1, 3213 nucleotides long. NCBI's taxonomy places the organism in Eukaryota, Viridiplantae, Streptophyta, Zygnematophyceae, Desmidiales, Closteriaceae. The record is from the annotation of a GenBank genome assembly.